This is a messenger RNA of Pungitius pungitius (ninespine stickleback), 2488 nucleotides long. RefSeq names its product trophinin associated protein (gene troap). The record is from RefSeq and is a predicted model, not a curated record. Bases 237 to 2204 code for a protein of 655 amino acids. Lineage: Eukaryota; Metazoa; Chordata; Actinopteri; Perciformes; Gasterosteidae. The transcript has 14 exons.
GCGCGGGCAGACAUUGGUUGGUACGGCUUUCCACUGUGACCAAUGGGGAAACGCGCUUUUUACAAACCGCUGAUAGCCCAGGAAGUUGUCAGCCCACUGAGAUGUGAAAGGACGUAACAAGGGAUCUUUAAACCAACACCAAACGCCUCGAAAACCAAAACAUUUGGGAAUACGUUGAAUCAGAAAUACUUUCCUGGAAGCACAGAACGAAUCGCUCUUCACACCUCGGUGUCAUCAUGGACUCCUCACCAGUCCUUCGUCAGCAAAGUCAGAACACAAUGCAUCGUGACAUCAUGAGGACAAAGAAUGAACAAAACAAAAUGCCGGGGAACACCAAGCUUUCCAAACUACUCUCCACACCUCACCUUUCCAAGCAGAAUAUGGAGAACCAGGUUCCAGGACUCUCUGAUAGCGGUGGGACGGUACCUGUGCGACCGGGUGUCAGUAGGCUUCCAGUGCUCGCCAGGUCCCUUCGGCUACAGACGCCGUCCAACUUCAGUCAAUCUCACUCUCGGUGGGAGGCGAAACCUCUGGCUGGAAAAACCAAGAAGAAAAAGCCAUGCACCAGGCCUGUUCCUUUCAACCUGUCUCAGCCCAAAAUAUCAAAAGUUGCCACUGAAAAUCAUCAAACCCUCCCUCUUUCUAAACCUGAUAAAAAUGUAUGCAAUACUUGUCCCCCUAAAUCCCCCAAACCCCGGCCAGCCUUGUUAAACCGUGGUGGGGACUCAUCUAAAGGUACAGGAACAUCUCAUGGAAAGGCUGAAGAAAAUACAUACAGACAGAUGUCAGAACAACCGCGGCCUUCCAACACGUUGAAGGCUUCAGCCAUUUCAUCGAAUGCUUUAUUGUUUAUUCCCAAUAACAAUGUGCAUCAGACCAGCGCCGCCUCUUCUGCACUGCCUGCUUUUAGUGCAGAGGCCUGUUUCAAUAACAUGAGCCUGCUUAGUCUCAAAGAUCCAGUCAGGACACUCCAUGCUAGCCGGAGCGUGCAGCUGACCACCGAGGACGACAAAGGGGAAAACUUUCAGUGUGAUCAUGCGGCUUUGCUCAGUGUCCUCCGGAACGAAGGAGUAAGAGCCACAGAUGUGGGAUCUGCAACUCCACAGUCCAGUGCCUACAACUACUUGCCCCAGCGAGUGUCCGUCAUGAAGAGUCGAAAAAAGGCUGGAACUACUAUGGAAUUAAUACAGUCGAUGCAGUUCUCCCCAGACCCUGCUGCACUGCAAAGCAUCCUGCAGAACGAGGGAGUGAAGGGUGGAGGACCUCUUGGUGCCACGCCCCGAAACUCCACCUGCCCAUCGGGCAGAGAAACUUCAAUCUACACCGCCCAGAGAGUGCCGCUCAGAAAGCAUCGCGCAGAGGCGACCGGAGGGGCAGUAGCAAUAGCGGUCAAAGAGACUCCACAGAAGACAUGGACUCCACGCAGGGUCCGCGACACCCGGCACCAGCCCAUGUCUGCUGUGAGGUGGCAUCCGUCGACACAGCCGUCGCCGUACGGGCUGCGGAGUGGCAAAGCCAACCCCCAGCCGCGCCAGGAGCAGGAGAUUGUCCAGAGGUUAUUUGAUGAUCAAGAAGAUGAGCAGAGCCCAAAUGUGACAGAAAAAGAUCCAGAGGUACAAGCAGAGCCGAUCCUGACGAGAUCCCACUGUGCAGAAAAGCCAGAGGUGUGCGGGGUCACUAGCAUUGGGGUCAAGGAGGGUCAGCAGAGGAUUGUGGGAGGACAGCCGUUCUUUCAGGCACCGCAUAGAGAGUCUGUCAUUUUCUUCUCAACGGGCAAAACUCUAUCAAGAGCUCCAAUAUUUGAGAAGCAGGAAAGCUCAGCCCGUCACAGGCAGCAUGGCCCCGUGCUGCCAGCACACAAAGAGGUUCCUUCGGAGCCCGUGCCGACCUGCGGGGUUGACCUUCCUGUUCCGAGGCUGCACAGCGACCUCGUUGUUCAGAGGAUUUGUGCUCCGUGUCCUGCCGUGGCGAUGCUGCGUAAGCGCUUUCCUCCCCUGGAGGAGCUUCGUUUGGACGAGGAGGUGGCCUCGUACACCUCGCUGUCCGUCUCAGCUGCUCCCGGUUUUCUCCCCCCCCGGCCUCGCUGUGGAAACCCCCUGGCUUCCAUUUUGCACUCCGAAGAGGCCUUUACCUUUGUUCCGAUUGCUUUCGACCCCUCGGCCGACGGUUUUCCUCCACGAAGCUCUCCUCUGCAGGAAAAAUGACUUUUUUUAGAAAAUGUAUAUUUCUGUUAACUUAUGCAUCUUUAAUACUGCAGGCUCUCAUUUAAACAAAGUUUAAUGUUUAUGAAAUGUAUAAAGAAAGGAAGAGAGAACCUUAUUGGAAGAAUAAAUGUUUUUCUCUGUGGACCUAAAGUAGUAUUAAUAAUAUCACUAUAGUAUACUUAUAGAUGUGCAUGACUCAAAGCAUCACACCAGAAUCUUCUUGUGUGGAUUAGAAAUGAUUAAUGUUCCCAAUGUACAAUGUUUAUAAUAAAUCUAUAUUUGGC